Striga asiatica is the source of this 564-nucleotide messenger RNA. The record is from the annotation of a GenBank genome assembly. Lineage: Eukaryota; Viridiplantae; Streptophyta; Magnoliopsida; Lamiales; Orobanchaceae.
AUGGAUUUGAGCCGUGCCCUUGUUGGAAAGAAGGGGAAUAGGUGUCUUCGGCCGAGGUGCCGUGACUGUGGGGAAAGGGCCGCCUCGCUCGUCCCUCGCUUCAUAGGAAUAGUACGAAUCCUGGUCAUCGCUAAAGCUGUUUUGCCAACCAAUCCUUCCUUUCGAUCAAGCAAUCCUUCCGAUAAAUCCGAUUUAGCGCUGGAGGGCCGUACCUCUAUUUACGAUAAUUGCUUUAGGAGCAGGUGCCUUUUAGGAUUAGGAUUCGGAAGUACCGUUGUUUCCAUAGAGGAUUUCGCAGUGCCUGAUACUAAGGUCAUAUACGCAGCAGUUGGAUCCGAGGAGCAGUUUAUCGAAGAAAGGGAUCAGCCUGCUAAACAACAGCAUCUCAUUUCCCAUGAUGAACACAUUGAAUCUGUUCAAAUUAGAUAUUAUAAUGCUCUAGUUAUUGGGAAAGAAGUAGGAUUCACCGCUUAUAAGGAAGUUGGCCGUAGACAUGCCAUGUUCAGUCUAAUUGCCCUCUAUAAGCCAAGCAAGGAACUUAUUGCCUGGAACAGAUUGACCUAA